AAUUUAAACUGGUCGCUGCUUUGAAGCUUUGCAUGAAAACUCAGCGGAACACGGUAAUGCAAACGGACUCGCAGAUGGCUGUUGAAUUUAACAUGUGUGAAUGGGGGCUGCUAGCCCUUUACGUCACUUUGAAUUGCCAGCGGGAUUCGUCAGUGAUGUGUUCGUGUUUUGUCCAAGUACCGGCGACACGUGUGGGAAAGGAGCUGCUGUAAAAGGCUCGAAACGAUGUUCAGUUAUGUUUAUCUGCUGAAGAAACUGUUUUGUUUGCUAUUUUGGGUGGAACUGUGUCUGUUGAAAAUAUCGACUGAACUGUUAUUGCAGAUGCGUAUUUUGUUCAACGUAGCAUAUAUGCGAAUCGUGGUGUUUUCCCUGAGUUGUAAUUUGACAAGUGGUCUUUGUUUUGCCAGGCAAGUUUUUACUUCUGAAAAUUCAGAAACCUCAAAGUAUCAAAGUUCUGAAACAAAAUUCACUAUUUGAUAUUAUAAAAAAAUAAAAUAAAUAAAAAAGCGUAUAACUGUUUAUUUCAGUUAAAAGACCUAGAAAUAUUUAUUUCGGUGAAAUGGAAAAAAUGUGUGAGAGAGCCGAAGAAGAAAUCGUGGACCAGCAGCCUCCCACCCAGAAUGGGUAUGCGCUCCACUCCGGCUCGGAUGUUAGACCACCUUUCAGCAUCCUGAUAGCCACCACGCUGUACUUUGCCGAGUUCGUGACCGCGGCGGUGCUGUGCUAUCACUACAGCUGGUCCGAUGACCCCUUCUGGUUGGGCCUGACCAUCACGUUCACGCUGGUUCCGUCUGUUCUGAUCCAGCUAGCACUGACGUUCAUCCACCGGGACCUGGGGCGGGACCGACCUCUAGUACUGCUGAUACACUUGCUUCAAAUGGGUCCCCUGAUCAGGUGCAUAGAGGCUCUGGUCGUGUACUUCCGCUCUGGGAAAAGGGAGGAGCCCUACAUCACCAUCUCCAGGAAGACCAGUCUGAAAAACGGGACGGAGCUGGAGAGCGAAGUCGGGCACUCUGCUCGCAAGCUAGCUGAACACCGCAAUGCCUUCAAACGCACCGCCGUCAUCCAGGCCUUCCUGGGCUCCACCCCCCAGCUCACCCUGCAGCUCUAUGCCACCAUCAAUCAGAAAUACCUCUUUACAACCAGAGUCAUUCUGAUGGGGGUCACGCUCGUCUCCAUCACCUACGGCGCCCUGGUCUGCAGCGUGCUGGCCAUCCAGAUCAAAUACGACAACUACAAAGUGCAGCUGCGGCCGCUGGCCUACCUGUGCCUCGUGCUGUGGCGCAGCCUGGAGAUCGCCACAAGGGUGACCGUGCUCGUGCUGUUCUGCACCGCGCUGCGCUACUGGAUCUUCCUCGUGGCUCUGGCCAACAUGCUCUUCCUCUUCUUCCUGCCCUGGGUGGAGUUCUGGAGGAAGAAGGCCCCCCUGCCGGAGAACGUGGAGAAGAACUUCAGCAAGGUGGGCACCACGGUGGUGCUCUCCAUGGUCACCUUCCUGUACGCCGGCAUCAACAUGUUCUGCUGGUCGUCCGUGCAGCUGAACCUGGCUGACCGGGACCUCAUCGAGAAGUCUCAGAGCUGGGGCCGCCAGGCCGUCUACUACACGGUGCGCUUCCUGGAGAACUCCAUCCUCAUCGUCUUCUGGUACUUCAACAAGACGGACUUCUUUGAGUAUUACUGCUCCCCGCUGCUGGUGGUGCAGCUUAUGAUCACCUACAGCCUGGCCAUCUUCUUCAUGCUGGCCUUCUACCAGUACUUGCACCCCUGUCGCCGGCUUUUCACCCACAACGUCAGCGACUGCCUGCGCUGCGUCUGCCUCAGGCACAGAGGUUCUCCCAGGCACAUCCAGGUGCCGCCCCUCCCUGACUUCGCGAGCAAAAUCCGGGAAACGGACCUGGCCGAUGACAUCCUGAUGGACGUAGCUUGAGCAGGUCAUGCUGAUUUGGGAACAGGAUUCAGGAGCAGAUGUGGAAACAAGGAGCCAUUCAGGUCUGAUUGCUUUGGGCUUCCUGUAGACCGAACGAAUCAAAGCUCCACAGGCCGGAGGAAUCCAGAUGUAGAAUUGCUGUUUGGACAGGCCCGAGUGUUGACAAGCCUGGCAAUUGAACAUAGUGUGGGUUUUCAUUUUAUUUGUUUGUUUGUUUUGUUUGAGGUUUUUUUUUUGUUUGU
Messenger RNA from Polyodon spathula (Mississippi paddlefish), 2169 nucleotides. It is a transcript of the gene xkrx, whose product is annotated as XK related X-linked. Lineage: Eukaryota; Metazoa; Chordata; Actinopteri; Acipenseriformes; Polyodontidae. The record is from RefSeq and is a predicted model, not a curated record. The transcript is spliced from 3 exons. Bases 560 to 1927 code for a protein of 455 amino acids. Gene Ontology annotation, cellular component: membrane.